CUCAGAGCGGCGCGAUGGAGGAUGGGAAGCCGGUGUGGGCGCCCCACCCAGCGGACGGGUUCCAGCUGGGAACGAUAGUGGACAUUGGAGCCGACAGCCUCACCAUCGAACCUCUCAAACAGAAGGGAAAGACAUUUGUGGCUGCUAUCAACCAAGUCUUCCCUGCAGAGGAUGACGUCAACAAACACGUGGAGGAUAACUGUUCUUUGAUGUACUUGAAUGAAGCCACUCUGCUCAACAACGUUCGUGUGAGAUACAGCAAAGACAAAAUAUAUACGUUUGUAGCCAACAUCCUGAUCGCGGUCAACCCGUACUAUGACAUCCCAAAGCUUUACUCGCCGGAGACCAUCAAGCAGUACCGGGGCCGGUCUCUGGGCACGCUGCCGCCACACGUCUACGCCAUUGCUGAUAAAGCGUACAGGGACAUGAAGGUCCUGAAGAUGAGCCAGUCCAUCAUCGUCUCAGGGGAGUCCGGGGCCGGGAAAACCGAAAACACCAAGUUUGUGCUCAGAUACUUGACAACCUCGUACGGAACCGGUCAGGACAUUGACGAGAGAAUAGUGGAAGCCAACCCGCUGCUGGAAGCUUUCGGAAACGCAAAAACUGUCCGGAACAACAAUAGCAGUCGCUUCGGAAAGUUUGUGGAGAUCCACUUCAAUGAGAAGAACGCUGUCGUGGGCGGCUUCGUGUCUCACUACCUGCUGGAGAAGUCGAGGAUCUGCAGACAAAGCUCCGAGGAGAGAAACUACCACAUCUUCUACCGACUGUGUGCCGGAGCCACCGAGGACAUCAGGCAGAAGUUCCACCUCAGUUCCCCGGACACGUUCAGGUACCUGAACAGAGGAUGCACUCGCUUCUUCGCUUCCAAAGAUACAGACAAACAGAUCCUGCAGAACCGCAAGAGCCCCGAGCACAUGAAGUCGGGCCCUCUGAAGGACCCGCUGCUGGACGACCAUGGCGACUUCAACAGGAUGUCCGUGGCCAUGAAGAAGAUCGGCCUGGACGACACGGAGAAGCUGGACCUGUUCAGGGUGGUGGCCGGCGUGCUGCACCUCGGCAACAUCGACUUCGAGGAGGCUGGAAGCACGUCGGGUGGCUGCGCGAUCAAGAACCAGUCGAGUCAGACGCUGGAGCACUGUGCCGAGCUGCUGGGCCUGGAGGAGGAGGACCUGAGGGUCAGCCUCACUACCAGGGUCAUGCUCACGACAGCAGGGGGCGCCAAAGGAACAGUCAUCAAAGUGCCGCUCAAAGUGGAGCAGGCUAACAACGCUCGGGACGCCCUGGCGAAGGCCGUGUACAGCCGCCUGUUCGACCACGUGGUGACCAGGGUCAACCAGUGCUUCCCCUUCGACUCCUCCGCCAACUUCAUCGGCGUCCUGGACAUCGCCGGCUUCGAGUACUUCGAGCACAACAGCUUCGAGCAGUUCUGCAUCAACUACUGUAAUGAGAAACUGCAGCAGUUCUUCAAUGAGCGCAUCCUGAAAGAGGAGCAAGAGCUGUACCAGAGGGAGGGGCUCGGAGUCAACGAGGUUCACUAUGUCGACAAUCAGGACUGCAUAGACCUGGUGGAGGCGAAGCUGGUCGGCAUCCUGGACAUCCUGGAUGAAGAGAACCGACUACCUCAACCCACCGACCAGCACUUUACCGACACCGUUCACAACAAACACAAAAACCACUUCCGCCUCACGAUACCCAGGAAGUCUAAGCUGGCCGUCCACAGGAACGUGAGGGAUGAUGAAGGAUUUAUUAUCAGACACUUUGCAGGAGCCGUGUGCUACGAAACGACGAAGUUUGUGGAGAAGAACAACGACGCCCUGCACAUGUCUCUGGAGUGUCUCGUCAGCGAGUCCAAGGACCGCUUCGUCCGCGAGCUCUUCGAAAACUCCAACAACAGCAAAGACGUGAAGCAGAAGGCGGGAAAACUCAGCUUCAUCAGCGUCGGCAACAAGUUUAAGACGCAGCUGAAUAUUCUUCUGGAGAAGCUCCGCAGCACGGGCUCCAGCUUCAUCCGCUGCAUUAAACCAAACCUGAAGAUGGUCAGCCACCAGUUCGAAGGAGCUCAGAUUCUCUCCCAGCUGCAGUGCUCCGGUAUGGUGUCAGUGCUUGACCUGAUGCAGGGCGGCUUCCCCUCCAGGGCUCCCUUCCACGAACUCUACAACAUGUACCAGAAGUACAUGCCUCCAAAGCUCACCCGCCUCGACCCACGUCUCUUCUGCAAGGCUUUAUUCAAAGCUCUGGGACUGAAUGAGAAUGACUACAAGUUCGGCCUGACCAGAGUGUUUUUCCGGCCCGGGAAGUUUGCAGAGUUCGACCAGAUUAUGAAGUCGGACCCGGAUCACCUGGCUGAGCUGGUGAAGAAGGUGAACAAGUGGCUCAUCCACAGCCGCUGGAAGAAGGUCCAGUGGUGCGCUCUGUCCGUCAUCAAAUUGAAGAACAAGAUUUUGUACCGGACCAGUGCCUGUAUCAAGAUGCAGAAGACAGUUCGGAUGUGGCUCUGCAGGAAGAAGCACAAGCCUCGCAUCGAUGGGUUGGUUAAAGUGCGGAACCUGAAGACGAGGAUGGACCGCUUCAACGAGGUGGUGGCUGGGCUGAAAGAGGGAAAACAAGAGAUGAGCAAGCAGAUCAAGGAUCUGGAUGCCGCCAUCGACUCCCUGAUCGUCAAAAUCAAGAGCACCAUCAUGACCCGGAUCGAUAUCGACCACGCGUACCAGGCCCUGGUGACCCGGUCGGAGCAGUUGCUGACUGCCAUGCAGAACAAGAAGAAGGAGGAGGAGGAGCGGGAGCGUCUGCGGCGCAUUGAGGAGGAGAUGGAGCGGGAGAAGAAGAGGAGGGAGGAAGAGGAGCAGCGCCGCAAGCAGGAGGAGGAGGACAGGCGGCUGAAAGCGGAGAUGGAGGUGAAGAGGAAGCAGGAAGAGGAGGAGAGGAAGAGGCGAGAGGAGGAGGAGAGGAGGAUCCAGGUGGAGAUGGAGCUGCAGCUGCAGGCGGAGCGCGAGGAGGACGCAGCUCGACAGACCAUCCUGGAGCAGGAGAGGAGAGACCGGGAGCUGGCGCUGAGGAUCGCUCAGAGCGAGGCCGAGCUCAUCCCGGAGGAGGUGCAGAACGACUCAGGCCUGCGAAGCAACGGCUCCUCAGUUCCAUCGUCCCCAGAGAGAGCAGUCGCUGCUGGAGCCACAAAACUCAAGAGCUUGACCAUGGAGGAAAUGGCGAAGGAAAUGACUGAACUUCUGGCUCGAGGUCCACAGGUCCAGGCCUCCAAGGCUGCCGCUGGGGCCAAGAAGUACGAGCUGAGCAAGUGGAAGUACGCCGAGCUGCGGGACGCCAUCAAUACCUCAUGUGACAUCGAGCUGCUGGCCGCCUGCAGAGAGGAGUUCCACCGCCGGCUCAAAGUUUACCACGCCUGGAAGUCAAAGAACAAGAAGAGAAACACGGAGACGGAGCAGCGGGCACCGAAAUGUGUCACCGACUACGCCCAGCAGAACCCGGCCCCACCCAUACCGGCCCGGCAGUACGAGGUGGCCAUGAACCGGCAGCAGCGCUACUUCCGCAUCCCCUUUAUCCGGCCGGGCGACCAGUACAAAGACCCCCAGAACAAGAAGAAGGGCUGGUGGUACGCUCACUUCGACGGGCCCUGGAUCGCCAGGCAGAUGGAGCUGCAUCCCGAUAAACACCCCAUCCUGCUGGUGGCCGGGAAGGACGAUAUGGAGAUGUGUGAGCUGAGUCUGGAGGAGACGGGCCUGUCAAGGAAGAGGGGCGCCGAGAUCCUCCCACGGCAGUUCGAGGAGAUCUGGGAGCGCUGCGGCGGGAUCCAGUACCUUCGCAGCGCCAUUGAGAGCCGGCAGGCCCGACCCACCUACGCCACAGCCAUGCUGCAGAGCAUGUUCAAGUGACGGAGCCUGGGGGGGAGGUUGGGCGGGGCUCCUCGCUGCAAACAAAGGGACAAACGCACCAGCUACCUGACGGAUGGCGUGUGAGCGCACCGCACCGGGUUCUGACUGACGGCGAACAGCGACUUUUCUGUCCUUUUGUUUUUCUUGUUUUCGUUGCGGGAAGUUUUGCAGUGAACCCUAUGCAGAAAAAUCAUACUAAAUUAUCACAUCCGGUUGUUGUCUAACUUUGAGGCCUUAAUACGACUUUAACAGGGUUUAAUCGCCACAAGUUUCUUUCCUUUCAAAGCUGCCUCCCCAAACAAGAAAUUCCCUUUGUAAUUAUGCAUUCCUGAUUAAGUCUCACCUGUGUGUCGCUUCCAUCUUAACAGCUAGCUGGUGAUCCCUCUCCCACUUUAAACCUGCUGUUUACAUCGUCUUCACGUGGUUCUUACAGGCGAAACACUUGCACAAGGAGUUCACGGUGAGGCGGAGCUGCACGUUCCUCGUUAAUUAAGUCGAAUAUUUGCUAAUACUUUUUUUUUUAUUUUACCUUUCGUCUUUCCGACCGAAUGUAACCUGAGACCUCGUUGAUUUGUCUGAGUAGUGAUUUCCCUCUUUCUUCCUCUCAUCCUGUGUGAUUAAUGUGUAAUGAGUCCGAAAUGAGACCAAACGGCGCUCCGGGCGGGAAGCCGGAGCGGCGAUUCGACGCCGUGAUUUAUCAAGCUAAAAGCAGAAAAUGUGAAAUAAUUAUGCAAAAGCUGAGAUGCAACUGCUCCUGUGCUGUUUGAGAGCAGAUCAGCGCUCGUUCGCACCAUCUGCAUCUUUAAAUCUGAUCUUUUUACAUGAGGAAAUGUAAUUUGCCAACGCAGUGAUUCCCAAGGUAGUUUUUCAUCGAUGUUAUCCAAUAUAAAUCAGAUCUGUCUGUGGACUGGUACUCGAACUGGAACAUUCAUACGACACUGAACAUUUUCUACACAUUAAGUACAGUAUAUGCAUCCAACAGCGAUGAUCCAACUGGAAUGUAAAAGUUUAUUUUUGAGACUUUGUACUUCAGCGGCUCGGGCACGUGAGGUUGUCAAGAGAAGCAAUAAAUCAAAAGCUAAAAGAGAGAAAAACACAGGCCUCUUCUGACGGGUAUGUUACAGAUAUACAGACAAUCUGCUGCGACGUUACACCUUUACUCUGCUCACCUGUUGCCAAGGUUGUUUGUUUUUUUCUCUUCACAGCAAAAAGGUGACGUAGAUCUGAAAGCAUGAAGAUCUGUCUUGUUGCAAAGUAGCUGAACCCCGUUUUACAGACGGCAUUACCACGCAGCAAAACAGGCUCGAAACCAACCAACCAACCAGACACUGAAGGUCUCACAGCAAGAAGAGUCUAAAAUCGAAUAAUCAGAAUUUUAGGUCUUAAAGGACCAGUGUAGGACAAACUACAGACGGUGGCCGUGAAACUCACAGUAGUUCCUAUCUAGAUCUAGUGUUUGGUUGGUCCAUUCUGGGCUACUGUAGAAACAUGGCGGACUCCAUCAGAAGAGGACCCGCUC
This is a messenger RNA of Morone saxatilis (striped sea-bass), 5406 nucleotides long. It is a transcript of the gene myo6a, whose product is annotated as myosin VIa. NCBI's taxonomy places the organism in Eukaryota, Metazoa, Chordata, Actinopteri, Moronidae. The record is from RefSeq and is a predicted model, not a curated record. Gene Ontology annotation, cellular component: myosin complex; cytoplasm; endocytic vesicle. Gene Ontology annotation, biological process: endocytosis; actin filament organization; vesicle transport along actin filament. The coding region runs from base 15 to 3887 and encodes 1290 amino acids. The transcript has 34 exons. Gene Ontology annotation, molecular function: actin filament binding; ATP binding; microfilament motor activity.